GUCUCGAAGCGCUCAGAAGGGCUUUUCAAGCAGGAGAGUGGCGCCAGCAUUGCAUAGGGGCAGGCAUGCUGUCCGAGGCUGCCCUGACGGGGGCGGGCCUCUCGCAUCCACCCAUCAGUGAGGCCGAUGCGGCGAAGGAGCCCUUCAGGUGGGUGGAGGAGGUCUCCCACUACUGCAGGUCGGUGGUGUCCCUCAACACGUUGAGAAAUUUGAGGGGAACAAGGCGACAGACACAGACAGAAGGGAUGCAUCUUCGCUGACUGACUGACUGCAGGGACAACGUCGACAAUAUCCCCGAAUCUACCGAAGUCAUCAUCAUCGGCAUGGGUGGGUGAGCCAUGCAGAAGGACAGACAGAAGUCGUCUCUGAUGCACGCGUGAAUCCUGCCUGUCUGCCUGUCUGCCUGUGUGUGUGUGUGGGUGUGUGGGUGCAGGUCCAUGUGGUUUGUGUUUGGGCGCUGAGCUGCACCUGCGAGGGAUCGAUUUUAUCAUCAUCGACCGAUGCCCGCGGGUCAUUCCGGUGUCCACUGCACUGGCCAUUCACGUCAAGACACUCGAGAUCUUCGAACGUACACAACACGCACACACACACACACACGCACACAGGCGGCCGUGCAAUGCUUGGUUUGUUUGUUUGUUUGUGUGUGUGUCUGUCUGUCUGUCUGUCUGUCUGUGUGGCGUCAGGCCUGGGGAUCAUCAACGAAGUUCUCGAGAGGGCGGUGGAAGUGGUGAGUGGACAGAAAUGAGAUCCGCCCCCGGACACACGGCAUGCAGUGGAUGUUGUUGUGCUCGGCUCGAUUUGUGUGUUUUGUUUGGUUUGUUUUGUGUGUGAUCAGAGGGGCGAGCGGCUGUUCGUCAACGGGCAGAUGGCUGUGGACUUCGCUUUCGACGAGUGCCAGACGAGCCACCACAAGUUCCCCGUCGUUAUUCCACAAGACGAGCUCGAACACAUCCUAACCAAGGCAAUCGGUGCGCCGUGCCUUCACCCACCCAUCCAUCCAUCCAUCCAUCCUUUGUCAUACAAUGCGCCCACGCGCGUGUGCAUGCGCAGGCCCCCAUCGAUGGAAAGCCCCCCUGUGGGUGCAUUCGCUCGAGGCCUCCGACCAAAGACAACAGCCCGAGUCGACCCUGGCUGACGCGACGGCGGGUAUGGGUGUGAGUGUGAGUGUCCAGGCCAUCGAGCUGACGCCAGAGAUCAUCCAGCACUGCGCACACGGCACCCCUUUGCCCGAGGGGAGCGGGCUGGUGUUCAGGGGAGAGGCCAAGACCAUCCGCGGCAAGUACUUGGUGGGCGCUGACGGGGCGGCCAGUAGGGUGCGGCAGGAGAUGGGAAUCAAAUUCGGCGGCAAGACGCUGCCAUACGAGUGAGUAGUGGAGGGAGUGCCGGAGAGAGAGCCAGGCCAGGCGUGUUGAUGUAUCUGGUGUGUCGAUGCGAUGACUGUUUAUCCAUCAGGUACGUGAGCGCAGACGCGCACAUCCGCUGGGGCAUCCCAGCCAACCUCAACAGGUGGAACUGCCUCACGGCCAACGGCCACCUGGUGUCGUGCAUCGCACUCACCAACGACCGGUGGCGCGUGACGACCCUCCGCUGGACCGGCCAGGACGAACAAACCACCCUUCUCGACAACAAUCGACGACCCCAGUUCCCCUCACAAGACGAACUCGAAGACCUCCUCAACCUGGUUGGUCACUUCGCACCCUUCUCAGCGCUGUUCCUUGAUGGUGUUGUUAUGUUGGUUGUUUCCCAUUGAUCAAUCAGGUGGUGCCUGGCACAAAAGUGCAGCAGAUGCUGUUCCGGACGGUCAUGCCGGUGCACUCGCGGAGCGCGGAGCGGUACUCCGCCGCCGGGGGGCGGGUGUUCCUCAUCGGCGACGCUGCACACGCCUUCCCACCGCUGGGAUACCUGGGCAUGAAUGUCGGCGUGGACGACGCCUCCAACCUAGGUGUCCAUUGAUGGAUGGAUGGACGCGUCAAUGAUCCACCACUCUGUGUGUGUGUGGGUGUGGGUGUGUGUGUGUAGGGUGGAAGCUGGCGCGUGUGUGUCGUGGGCGUGCGGCGCCUGAGCUGCUCGACACGUACGACGGCGAACGGAGACCUGUGGGCGGUGAGUGAGUGAUUGAGGGAGGGAGACAGAUGAGCCACCUUAGUCAGAAAGACAUAGGCUCUCUCUCUCCCACUGUGUGUGCAGAGAAGGUGGUCAAGUACACAACCAUGGGGUACAACGACGUCCUGCUGGCAUACGAAGGCAAAAAGUCAAGUCGGUGACACACACACACACAGAGAGAGAGAGAGAGAGGGAGAGAGAGGCUGCCACUGUCUGUGUGUGUAUGUGUGAGUCUGGUCUGUCUGCUGUGUGUGUGUGCAGAGAGCUGGGGCGCGUUCAUGUUGAAGCACCUGCUGCCUUUGCUAUUCCGCGCGCCAUACGUGUCCUCCACUCUCAGCACGGCCAUAUCCAUGACCAACAUCCAGUACUCGCCACAAACCAGGUACACACAUGGGCUGCAUGCCGUAGCGGAUGGAUGGAUGGAUGUGGUGUGGUGUGAUGGUCAGUGCGUUGUCUGACAAGCACCGCGUGCCGUCUGCCUCGGCCAUGCCCGGCUGGCGGCUGCCCGACACCAUGCUCGAACUCAUAAACGAGUCCUCCGUCCUCAGAUGCAGGCUGCACCAGGCACACACACACACACACACACAGGCACACACACAAAGAUUUCCUCACACGACACUCUGUGUGUGUGUGUGUGUGUGUGUGGGUAUGUGCUGUGUGCAGAUCUUGCCGAGUCCCCAUUUCGCGUUGGUGAUGACUCUGUGUCUGCCGAGCACGCCCCCGCCGAUGAGGGCGAGCUUCAUCAACUGCGCGUGUGCCGAGGACUGCCCCUGCUACUGCUGCAGGAAACGACGACUCAACACAAGUGAGUCUUUGAGACAGACAGAGAGUGGGCGUCUGGGUGGUUGAGCGUGGAAUGCGUGUGUGCAGUGGGGAGCACCAUUCUGUGGCUGGUGCACCUGGCUGGCGGUGUGAUGCGCAAGCUGGGACACCCAAACCAUUCGCCGUGGGGCGGCGUCCAGCCUGUCGUCGUGCUCGUGAGCCAACCACCCACACACCCACACACAUCUGUCACACUGAUGGCAUCAUGUGUGUGGGUGUGCAGACGUUCCCCAAGGGCAGUUCGCCGAGCCCGCUGAGGAUAGAGGUCCCCGGCCAGAAGGACGAAAGUCUCGCGGCGCUUCUGUGGGACGUCAAGGCCAGGCUGCAGCAAAAGUGAGCCGCUGAGACACACCCACGCCCCCACCCACCCAUAGACAGCACAAGAGUGCCUGCAUGCGCGUGUGUGUAUGUGUGUGGGAUGGCUGCAGGUUGAGUGAGAUAGUGGGUCCGCUGGAGCUGCCUGUAGGGUGGGAUGUGACGGGCGAGAUCCGCCAGCUGCUGGGGCCGGGCAACCCCCUCCCGCCAUGCCCUGGUGCCUUCCACCUCCUCAGACCUGACGGCGUCAUCGCCUGCAAUGGUAUGUAUCUUCACACCACACACACGCACACGGCAGUAUCAGUGUGUGUGUGUGUGUGUGUGCAGGUGUUGCGGGUGACUUUGAGGCAGCGUCGAGUCUGCUCAAGGGCAUCCGGCAGUACCUGAGCACCAAGAAGGCCACCAACACCACACAGCAGGGCGGCGCACCCAACGCACCGCCACCACCAGGAGCACCAGCAGGGACCGCCCCGAUGCACCUGCAGAACGGCCACUAUCCGCAGCAGCAGGACAGCCAGACUCAUGAGGAGACCCUCCUGCGGCUGACCCGCCCUGGCAGCCGCAGCUUUGUGCAGAGCGACACACAGUGAUCCAUCAAGAGGGAGGGAUGGAGGGAGGGAGGGGGGCGUGUGGUUGUGUUGUGUUGUGCAAUGUAGGCCAGUCAAGUCUGUUGUGGUUUGUUUUUUGUUUCUGGGUGGCUUGUGGGUGGGUGUGACGUGUCGGCUGAGGUGGCGUGACUUUAUUCAGCGAGGCAGGCAGGCAGGCAGGCAGGCAAGCCCCCGAGACGGGGAGAGGUAUGAUGGUACGUGCCUUGCUCGGUUUGGUGGGGUGCACUGGCAGUAGGGAAUUGGGUGGCUGGGUGUGUUUUAUAUUCUAAAGCACGCAGACACACACCCACACACGUGUGCCUUCAUAUGUGUCCUUCGUGUCUGUGGACGACGUGGCGUUGGCUGCAUUGCAAUGUGUCCGUUGGUUCUUGUUGCUUCUGAGGGCUUACGAGGGCUGGCUUGGCUGACGGGCUUGGUUCCACUCAUCUCAGAGAGUGGGUGAGUGAGAUAUUUGGGCGUGGCGUCCGUCGUGAGUGUGUCCACAACAAGGGGGCUCGGGAAGUCGAUGGAUCGGUGCAGUUGCCUGUGUUGCGUGUGUGAUUGUGCCUCUGUGUGUGUGCCUCUGCGCGUGUCCUUUAAGAGAGAGUAGAAAGACCAUUGACGGAGAGAGAGAGGAAGUAUGUGUGCGUGUGUGUGUGCGUGCGUGUUGGUCUUUUUCGUACGAGUAAGAAAAGUAGGUAGGUAGGUAGGUAGGUGUUUUUGCCUCACACUGAGUCAGCCCAGCGUCACAUGCUACCGGCGGCGUUUCGUCUGCUCUCCUCCCAGAGACCAGACCAUACACACACUAACUGCAGAGGUGGAUGCAUCUGACGUGACACGCAGCAGUGAGUGAGUGAGUGAGUGAGGGGCGGGGGGACGUACACACAUAUACACAUUGACGAGGGAGAGCCGCGUUACGUACGCACAGACCUGCAGACGAUGACAGAGUGUCUGUCUGUCAGACUGACUGACUGACGUCAGUCACUGAGACUGACGCUCAUCUACACACACACGUGUUUUCUCCACAUAUGACCCUCACAUAUAUAAUUAUUCUGUGAUGAAUGAACACACACACACACGCACUCGGCGUCCAUGAGAGUGAGACCUUUCGUGUGGGGUUUUGAUCGCGCGAGCGGUGGACGAGGGGGGGAAGAAUAUAUUUGUCAAUAUUGAAGCG
Molecule: messenger RNA, 5004 nt
Organism: Vitrella brassicaformis
Lineage: Eukaryota; Vitrellaceae
Source: the annotation of a GenBank genome assembly